AUGGGAUCCUUCGGGCGUCACUAUCAGGCCGCGUGGCCCAAUCGGCUCCGGAAGAUCGUCUCGGCGAGGACUCUCGAGGACGUUCCCGAAACCACCGAGGCCAACAUGGCUAUGGACGUCUGCUCUACCCCAAGCGUAGUCGAAUUUGAUACGUACAUGGGCGAUGUCGACGACGAGUCUGAUGACGAGCCCAGUCUUGCCCCUAUCGACACCAGCUUGGAUGGCAAGGAGGAGGAAUUGAUAUUCAAACCAGAAAACGCGGGCCCUGUGCGUAACGAGGAGCGGCGCACCCAACGUGUCCGGGAUGCCGAGGAGAUUCUCAAGCUUGUUCGUGAGGGUCUCGAUAGGCUGAUUUGA
Molecule: messenger RNA, 357 nt
Organism: Colletotrichum fioriniae
Lineage: Eukaryota; Fungi; Ascomycota; Sordariomycetes; Glomerellales; Glomerellaceae
Product: mitogen-activated protein kinase
Source: RefSeq, a predicted model, not a curated record